AUGAAGCUCUGGACUCUCCUAUUCGCCAUGUUCAUCUAUGGGAUUGGGAUGCGUCUGCCUGUGUUGGGAGGCUUCAGCAUCUCAAUUCCAGAUGAAUUAAAAGAAACUGAGCAAUGCUGGGUCCAGCCUCCGAUACGGCUUUGUGACUACAGGUGCACCAUAGAACAACUGUGUUUCAGUCCAAAUGCUACAUGCUGCUGGACCUACUGUGGGAAAAUUUGCUUGGACAAUGAAGAGCCCUUUAAAACAAUGAUGACUGAAAUAUACUAUUAG
Messenger RNA from Dipodomys ordii (Ord's kangaroo rat), 273 nucleotides. RefSeq names its product WAP four-disulfide core domain 9 (gene Wfdc9). The record is from RefSeq and is a predicted model, not a curated record. NCBI's taxonomy places the organism in Eukaryota, Metazoa, Chordata, Mammalia, Rodentia, Heteromyidae. Bases 1 to 273 code for a protein of 90 amino acids. The transcript is spliced from 3 exons.